AUGGUGUCCCUAGUCGCCGAUCAGCCUGAUCCGCUAGGCUCUCAACGAAAUAAACGAUCCGAUCAGCAACCGCCGAAUCAACAAGUAUCCUAUUCAUCCGAAUCGUCCGGCAAUGCGGUCGCAUCCGAAUCUCCCUCCCAGUACUCCUCCUUCUCGAGCUCCGACAGCGAUGACCCAACCCCGCACUUCGACAGUUAUGCGAACGAAGACGACGCCAGCGAUGUCGUCGGUGUCAGCAUUGGCCCCACCCAGAGUCGCAUGAAAGCUCGCGCAACACCCGCCGAAGAGAAAAAUCGUAUCCUGGAAUCCCAUGGCGGUUACUUCACCGAGGUGCCGGAAACCGUCGGCGAGGAUGGACUGUUCGUCUCCGAACUCACGGCGGAGCCCGAAUCGGUGGAGUCUGACAAUUUGGCGGCCCAACAAGCUACGCAGGCUAAGCGGACGACUCAGAGGGCUCCAGGCGUGCAUCCUCAUGCACAGUCCUUGCCGGUGGAGCGCCGGACGCCACGCGGCCCCCACAUCGGAGGCUCUGCGUCGGCUGCCGCGUCGCAGGAACCCAAGGAGUCCGGACAUCAUCGAUCAAGCUUCACUCGGUCUUUGCUAAAGACUUCGCUUCCUCGUCGGCCGCGAGCUUGGUCUGGGGAGCUGAAAAGGUUUCUUCCGGACCUGGGUGCGUUGGCGAAGCGGCCAACACUGCCGUUUCUAUCCGGCAAUGCCCACAAUCGGGCUCGCAGUCAAACCGUAGAAGGCGCCGGGAAGCGAGGCCCGGCAUCUAUGCAGAAGAGGACUGCUUCGUUGGAUCGGCGUCAUCCCCCUUCGCCUCCGUUGCCCAAUGGAGCAGGCCAUGAAUCUGAUGAAGCUGAUGAUGGCCAUCAUGUUCCGGAGUUACAGUCGGUGGAAGCAAGCUCCGCCGUAAAGCAUUCUUACGCCCGACGACCUAGUGCGACGCCGGGACGACCGCCAAGUCUACGCCGAUCAUCUUCGGAUCAAUCAUUGUACUUGCGUGCAUCGUCCACGGCAUCGUCGUUGGAACAACGGCCGCGAUAUGAGAAUGUGCAUUCUCAGGUCAACAGCCGGUUCAAGGCGAUUAAAGAUUCCUUGCAAGAUUCAAGCAGCCGUUUGCUUAGUAUGCCAGGCUUGAAUCUACAAGACAUUCGUAAUGAUUGGCACUCGAAGCCGUUUUUUCCUGAUCUGGGAGGCUCAUCGGCUUCGGCUGAUAAAGAGCUGAAUGGCUUGGCCCAUCCGGCUGCGACACCGCCUCCCCCUCCGCGACAGAACACGCAGUCUACACAUCCAAUCCUGGAAGAAGCCAUGUCGGAGUUGACCGGUGAUAUCGUGAUCCUGGGUGGUUAUCGAGGCUCCAUCUUGCGAUCUGCCAAGCCACCACAUCGCCAGUUAUGGGUUCCAAUGAAGGUGGGAUUGAAUUUACGCAAGGUCGAUCUGGAGGUUGGUCUGACCCGGGAAGAUGAAGAGCGCAUGGAAGAGAAAAUCAUUCCAUCCGGGGUACUUUCCCAUGUUGGCCCCGUGGAUGUAUGCCGUCGACUGAUGAAACGGCUCCGCAAAUCGGAGAAUGCCAUUCGCGGUGAUCUUCGCGUCUGGGACUACGGCUAUGACUGGCGUCUGAGCCCAGACCUUCUCUCCAAGAGGCUGAUCGAAUUCCUUGAGGGUCUUCCAUCCAACCGCCCGAACGGGGAGACUGGCCAGAAACGCGGUGCCUACGUAGUCGCCCAUAGUCUCGGUGGCCUCAUCACACGUCACGCCGUCAACCAACGUCCCGAUCUCUUUGCCGGCGUCCUAUACGCCGGAGUGCCCCAGCACUGCGUCAACAUUCUUGGCCCCCUCCGGAAUGGCGACGAUGUUCUUCUCAGCUCUCGCGUCUUGACAGCUCAGGUGAACUUCACCUUCCGUACUAGCUUUGCCCUACUCCCAGAAGACGGCCACUGUUUCAUUGACAAGCAAUCGAAAGAGGAGUACCCAGUAGACUUCUUCGAUGCCGCAAACUGGGAUGAACACCGUCUAUCCCCUUGCAUUCAACCAUGUCUCCCUCCUACGACAGCCACAGGCCGCGGCUUCAAAGAGUUCGCUCUAAUCGGGAAACGUUUCUCCCUUGGACCACGCGAAGACGCCGAAACCAACGUCCAGGAUUUCGCAGACUUCCACGAGCAAACCGAAGCAACGGAUGAAGAUAUCACCGCACGCAACCCACCCCGCUCUGCCCACUCUGUUUCUCACUCUCCUUCGCGCGGUGCUGCCGAAAAGAUCCAGGAGAACAUUCAUCCUCCAGCCGAUGGAAUAGUAGGCCCAGUCUCACACCCGCGUGGUAGUGCCGGAUCGUCCAAAGCCUCGACAACAAGUACCAUUCCCCGCGCUGUGGCAUAUAAGUACCUGCAACGCACUCUUGCGGAGGUCAAACAGUUCAAGUCGGAGCUGGAAUUCCAGCCUACCCAUCAAGCGGGCAAUAAAUACCCACCUGCUGCUGUGUUAUAUGGCAAGAGUGUGCCAACUGUAUAUGGAGCCCGGGUUACCUCGCGCGAGGCGAUCAAGCAUCAAGAUUGUUAUGAUGAUUUGGCUUUUGCGGCUGGUGACGGUGUUUGUCUCGCUUCUGCUGCGAUGUUGCCGCCUGGAUACCGGAUUAUCAAGGGUGGGCUGGUGAAGAGUGAACGUGGCCAUGUUGGAUUACUUGGUGAUCUUGAGGGUGUGGGCCAGUGUCUGAGGGCCAUUAUCCGAGGACGUCGAGAAGGUGUUGGCAUGGGCAGCCAGAACUGA
Messenger RNA from Penicillium longicatenatum, 2766 nucleotides. RefSeq lists its product as uncharacterized. The coding region runs from base 1 to 2766 and encodes 921 amino acids. The transcript has a single exon. Lineage: Eukaryota; Fungi; Ascomycota; Eurotiomycetes; Eurotiales; Aspergillaceae. Gene Ontology annotation, molecular function: triacylglycerol lipase activity. The record is from RefSeq and is a predicted model, not a curated record.